GAACCCGGGCCGCGCGCCAUGGCGGGAGCCGAGACUGGGAAUGCAGCGGGAACCGAGGCUCCGCAGCCCCAAAAGCGUUACUACCGGCAACGCGCUCACUCCAACCCCAUGGCGGACCAUACGCUGCGCUAUCCCGUGAAGCCAGAGGAGAUGGACUGGUCUGAGCUAUACCCGGAGUUCUUCGCUCCACUCUCUCAAAAUCAAAGCCAUGAUGACCCGGAGGACACGGAAGAAAAACGAGUUCAGCCCCAAGUGGAGUUUGCAGACAUAGGCUGUGGCUAUGGUGGCCUUCUAGUGGAGCUGUCGCCACUGUUCCCAGCCACAUUGAUUCUGGGCCUGGAGAUCCGGGUGAAGGUCUCAGACUACGUACAAGACCGGAUUCGAGCUCUGCGUGCAGCCCCUGGAGGCGGCUUCCAGAACAUCGCCUGUCUCCGUAGUAACGCCAUGAAGCACCUGCCUAACUUCUUCCGCAAGGGCCAGCUGACGAAGAUGUUCUUCCUCUUUCCUGACCCCCACUUCAAACGGACGAAGCACAAAUGGCGCAUCAUCAGUCCUACACUGCUAGCGGAAUAUGCCUACGUGCUGAGGGUUGGGGGGCUGGUAUAUACCAUAACCGAUGUGCUGGAGCUGCACCAGUGGAUGUGCACCCACUUGGAAGGUCACCCCCUGUUUGAGCGUGUGCCUUUGGAAGAGCUGAGCGAAGACCCCAUUGUGGGACAUCUGGGCACUUCAACCGAGGAGGGGAAGAAAGUUCUACGCAAUGGAGGACAGAGUUUCCCAGCCAUCUUCCGGAGAAUACAGGAUCCCACCCUCCCGGCAGUGACCCCGAAUCCCACCCCGCCUGGUCACUGACUGUACCCUCUCUCAGCUGGAUCCCAUCUUCCAUGAACUGGAAAGAAAGUCAGACCCCCUGACCCUCCCAGCUGAGACUGGGGGAGCUGGGAGGCUUCGGUCUCUCCGAGAGCUUAGGAGAACCUGCGUUCACGCUCCCAGCGCCGCGCAGCUCCUUGUCCCUCCCUGCCAGCACAAAGAAAAGAAGCUGACUUUAAAGGACCUUGGACUGGAGGGUUUUUUGGGAGGGUGUGGGGUCUUGCUGUCCCUUAGCACGCCCUUCUCAGCUGGAGUGAGUGAGGAAUGCAGUGCCCCGCUGUCUAAACUGUCUGCUUGGCUCAAA
This is a messenger RNA of Chinchilla lanigera (long-tailed chinchilla), 1174 nucleotides long. RefSeq names its product methyltransferase like 1 (gene Mettl1). The transcript is spliced from 6 exons. Gene Ontology annotation, cellular component: tRNA methyltransferase complex. Gene Ontology annotation, biological process: tRNA methylation; RNA (guanine-N7)-methylation. The record is from RefSeq and is a predicted model, not a curated record. Bases 19 to 852 code for a protein of 277 amino acids. Gene Ontology annotation, molecular function: tRNA (guanine(46)-N7)-methyltransferase activity. Lineage: Eukaryota; Metazoa; Chordata; Mammalia; Rodentia; Chinchillidae.